AUGUUACCAUUCGUAAGACAAGAGUUUAUCUACGUAGUGUUGAAGAAACUCAGAACAGUUUCAUUUCAGCGCACCCCAAUUCCACAACUUCGACGGCUAUUGGAGGCAUUAGCUUAUAACGAACAUUGUGAACGAUUAUCGUUAGCCAAUAUGGGCCUUUACGACAAUGAUCUCGCAGUUCUCAUGCCAGUGCUCGAAAUUAAUAGGGGUUUGAAGAAACUCAAUAUCGAAACAAAUUACUUGAGCGGCGACUUCUUCAUCAAGUUCUUCCAAGCGGCUCUCACCAAUGAAACAUUAGAGGAGGUUAGAGCAGUCAAUCAGGGAACGUCGUUCAAAAACCUCGAGGAAAAAGAGAUUGUUGAUGCCAUCGUCGCCAACACCGGCUUAACCAAGGCACGAUUAGAUGUCUUUCCAUCCAUGUCAAACUUACUUC
Cooperia oncophora is the source of this 433-nucleotide messenger RNA. The record is from the annotation of a GenBank genome assembly. NCBI's taxonomy places the organism in Eukaryota, Metazoa, Nematoda, Chromadorea, Rhabditida, Trichostrongylidae.